This is a messenger RNA of Panicum hallii, 1704 nucleotides long. RefSeq names its product inorganic phosphate transporter 1-11-like. The transcript has 2 exons. Gene Ontology annotation, cellular component: membrane. Bases 1 to 1704 code for a protein of 567 amino acids. The record is from RefSeq and is a predicted model, not a curated record. Gene Ontology annotation, molecular function: transmembrane transporter activity. Gene Ontology annotation, biological process: transmembrane transport. NCBI's taxonomy places the organism in Eukaryota, Viridiplantae, Streptophyta, Magnoliopsida, Poales, Poaceae.
AUGGCGGGCGCGGAGGCGGGCGGGGGGAACCUGGCGGUGCUGGACGCGCUGGACUCGGCGCGCACCCAGAUGUACCACAUGAAGGCCAUCGUCAUCGCCGGCAUGGGCUUCUUCACCGACGCCUACGACCUCUUCUGCAUCUCCACCGUCUCCAAGCUGCUGGGCCGCCUCUACUACCCGUACGAGAACAUGGACUACGCCAAACUCGAGGACAGCAAGCCCGGCACGCUGCCCAUGAGCAUCAACAACAUGGUCAUCGGCGUCGCGCUCGUCGGCACGCUCAUGGGCCAGCUCGUCUUCGGCUACUUCGGCGACAAGCUCGGCCGGAAGCGCGUCUACGGCAUCACGCUCGUCCUCAUGGCCGCCUGCGCCAUCGCCUCGGGCCUCUCCUUCGGCAGCUCCGCCCGCGCCGUCAUCGGCACGCUCUGCUUCUUCCGCUUCUGGCUCGGCUUCGGCAUCGGCGGGGACUACCCGCUGUCGGCGACCAUCAUGUCCGAGUACUCCAACAAGAAGACGCGCGGCGCCUUCAUCGCCGCGGUGUUCGCCAUGCAAGGGGUCGGCAUCAUCUUCGCGGGGCUCGUGUCCAUGAUCGUCUCGGGCCUCCUCCUGCACUACAACCACGCGCCGUCGUUUUGGGAGGCGAUCACCAACGACCCGAACCACGACCCCGUCGCCUCGGCCCAGAAGCCGGCGGCCGACUACAUGUGGCGCAUCGUGCUGAUGAUCGGCGCGCUCCCGGCGCUGGCCACGUUCUACUGGCGGAUGAAGAUGCCCGAGACGGCGAGGUACACCGCGCUCAUCGAGGGCAACGCCAAGCAGGCGGCCAGCGACAUGGAGAAGGUGAUGGACGUGGAGAUCCAGGCGGAGCAGGACAAGCUCGCCAGGUACAAGGCGGCCAACGACUACCCGCUGCUGUCGGCGGAGUUCGCCCGGCGCCACGGCAUGCACCUCAUCGGCACGGCCACCACGUGGUUCCUCCUGGACAUCGCCUUCUACAGCCAGAACCUGACCCAGAAGGACAUCUUCCCGGCGAUGAAGCUGACGAGCGCCGCCAAGGAUGUCAACGCCCUGACCGAGGUAUUCCAGAUUUCCAAGGCCAUGUUCCUCGUCGCGCUCCUCGGCACCUUCCCCGGCUACUGGGUCACCGUCGCCCUCAUCGACAAGAUGGGCAGGUACCUGAUCCAACUCCUGGGUUUCUUCAUGAUGUCCGGGUUCAUGCUGAUCAUGGGCGUCAUGUACGAGAACCUCAAGGAGCACAACCACGCGAUCUUCGCCCUCUUGUACGCGCUCACCUUCUUCUUCGCCAACUUCGGCCCCAACAGCACCACCUUCGUGCUCCCCGCCGAGCUGUUCCCGACGCGCGUGCGCUCCACCUGCCACGCCAUCAGCGCCGCGUCGGGCAAGGCCGGCGCCAUCGUCGCGGCCUACGGGGUGCAGAACCUCACGCUCAAGGGCGACGUCAAGUACAUCAGGAAGGCGCUCAUCAUCCUCUCCAUCACCAACAUGCUCGGCUUCUUCUUCACCUUCCUCGUCCCGGAGACCAUGGGCCGGUCGCUCGAGGAGAUCUCCGGGGAGGACGGCAAUAAUGCCGGCACCGGACCCGCCGCUCCCGCCGGCGGCCCGGGGAUGGGCGCUGCGGACGUGAGCCGGGACGACAAGAUGCCUGUUUCCAGCACCGAGUGGCAGAGCUCCAUGCAUGCGUGA